This is a messenger RNA of Rotaria sp. Silwood2, 1008 nucleotides long. The record is from the annotation of a GenBank genome assembly. Lineage: Eukaryota; Metazoa; Rotifera; Eurotatoria; Philodinida; Philodinidae.
AUGUCGUUGUCAAAUGCAACUCUAAAUAUAGUUAUAUCAUUGAAUAAUACAACUACUUUUAUCAAUCGUUAUAUUCCUAUUUUUAUCUAUAUAUUUGGUACAAUUGGUAAUCUUCUCAAUGUUCUUGUCUUAAGUCAACGAACUCUUCGUUCACAUCCAUCUUCUAUUUUCUUUCUUUUCUCAUCAAUUGCUGGUCUUCUUGUUAUUUUUAGUGGUCUCACAGGUCAAAUGUUGUCUAGCUAUGAAGUUGAUCUAACUUCGACUGUUGGAUGGAUUUGUAAACUUCGAAGUGUUGUCCUAUAUAGUUCAAGAACAAUGGUCCUAUGGUUAAUCGUUUUAGCAAGUAUUGAUCGAUGGUUAUCAUCCAGUUUAGUUAUAAGAUUACGACAAAUAACUACUAUGAACAAUGCUUGGCGAAGUAUAUUUGUUAUUCUUCUUUAUACAUGUCUUAUCAAUGCUCCAAUAGUCUAUUGCUUUGAAGCCAAUCAAACUGAACCACCACGUCCAUGUUAUGCUUCAACAUAUAUGUGCCGUCUGAUCACCAGUCUAUUUUAUACAUUUGGUACCACACUAUUACCACUGUUAUUGAUGAUAAUUUUUGGAUUGAUGACGAUUAAAAAUGUACAUCACGCGCGAAUUCGUGUACAAAUAGCGUGUAGUUUAGACUCGAAUCAUGUGAAUAUGAGAACAGCAGCAGCUAGACACGGACUAUCACAUUUAAAAAAAUUAGAUCAAAAUUUAGUUAAAAUGCUUCUUGUACAAGUUUGUCUACUAUUUUUAUUUACAUUUCCUCAUGCCAUUCAAAGAUUGUAUUUAAUAUUUGCACCAAAUCCACCACCACAAUCAUUACAAGAUGCAAUUCAAAACUUAAUCUUUAAUUUGUUUAUCCUUCUCACAUUUGUAGCCAGCGGAAUGCCAUUUUAUAUUUAUACAUUAAGUGGUGGUACUAUAUUUCGAAAUACACUUUUUCAUGUUUUGAAAACAAUCGUCAGCAAAGUUCUAUGCUAA